Phaeoacremonium minimum UCRPA7 is the source of this 726-nucleotide messenger RNA. Its product is annotated as putative gpi anchored serine-threonine rich protein. Lineage: Eukaryota; Fungi; Ascomycota; Sordariomycetes; Togniniales; Togniniaceae. The record is from RefSeq and is a predicted model, not a curated record. The transcript is spliced from 2 exons. Bases 1 to 726 code for a protein of 241 amino acids.
AUGCGCUUCACCGUCUCUGCUGCUGCCCUCCUGGCCUUCGCCGCCAAGGUCCUUGCCCAGGACCCCACCGCGGACUUCGAUCCCAUCCUGACUCCUGGCGAGGGCGAGACUCUUGACGCCGGCUCGACCUAUAAGAUCACCUGGGAGACUGUUGACAAGUACAAUGGCACCGCGACCAUCAUCUUGAUGGGCGGCAAGACCGAGAAUACCCUAGAGCUCCUCGACCCUGUUGCCAGCUCAAUCGACAACAGCGCGGGCGAGUAUGACUGGAAGAUCGCCUCGGAUCUGGGUGCCGAUGCCACAUACGGCCUGAAGAUCCAGUGGGACUCCGAUGAGACUAUCUUCCAGUAUUCGUUCCCCUUCGCCAUUGAGGGUAGCGGCGCUUCAUCCAGCUCUUCGGCCUCUGGCUCCGGCACUGCCACCGUGACCAGCACUGUGACCUCUGCCUCUGCCUCUGGCACCUCCGGCUCCAGCUCCACCGGCAGCGUGGCCGAGACCAUCACCUCUACCAUCACAUCCGAGAGCGGUAUCCCUACCGCCAGCAGCAACCUGUCCACCACCGGCUCCCCCGCCACUACCGUCACAUCCGUUGUCGUUCCGUCCGGCUCCGGCACUGGCUCUUCCGCGAGCGCCUCCCCAACUACCGUCACUGACAACGGUGCCGCCAAGCUCACCGGCAGCUUCAUUGCUCUGUCCGGCCUGGUUGCUGCUGCUCUGCUGCUAUAA